Pseudophryne corroboree (corroboree frog) is the source of this 3436-nucleotide messenger RNA. It is a transcript of the gene ERCC4, whose product is annotated as ERCC excision repair 4, endonuclease catalytic subunit. The coding region runs from base 241 to 2934 and encodes 897 amino acids. Gene Ontology annotation, biological process: double-strand break repair via homologous recombination; nucleotide-excision repair involved in interstrand cross-link repair; resolution of meiotic recombination intermediates. The transcript has 12 exons. Gene Ontology annotation, cellular component: nucleotide-excision repair factor 1 complex. NCBI's taxonomy places the organism in Eukaryota, Metazoa, Chordata, Amphibia, Anura, Myobatrachidae. The record is from RefSeq and is a predicted model, not a curated record. Gene Ontology annotation, molecular function: single-stranded DNA endonuclease activity; single-stranded DNA binding; damaged DNA binding.
ACUAACAGCCAGUCCUACUGCUUAUAGCACCACGGGUUAUAGUGCAUGUGACAGCCAACACUACCCUACAGCCAGUAGUGACAGCCAGAUCACAGAUGUGCCCACAAUACAGUCCCCCCUAGUAGCAGCAGUGUCAGGUGUUGGGGAUCAAGCAAUGACCAGAACUUAUCUGCAGCUCCAGUAUUUUCUGUAGUUUGCCAAUCUGUGGCUGAACUUGGGAUUGUUACCAUAGUAGAGUUUAUGGCUCCCCUCCUGGAACAUGAAAACCAAAUCUUCCUUGAUUUGUUUCAUGAGGAUGGACUUGUCAUCACUGCACGGGGACUUGGCAUUGAUCGGAUCCUUCAGAACUUCCUGAAAAUUUAUUGUGAUCCUGGGAACCUUGUUCUGGUGCUAAAUACCAAUACAGCAGAAGAGGAGUAUCUUAUUGAACAGCUGAGAUCUGAAGGCGUUACUCAUUUGCCGCGCAUUAUCACCAAUGAAAUUGGCAGUAGUGACCGCUAUGAUGUGUACACACAGGGUGGUGUAUUGUUUGUCACUAGUCGCAUCCUCGUGGUUGAUUUUCUCACUGAUAGGAUUCCUGCCAACCUAAUAACUGGUAUCCUCGUGUACAAGGCACACAAGAUCAUAGAGUCAUGCCAGGAAGCCUUUAUACUGCGCCUGUACAGGCAGAAGAACAAACAGGGCUUCAUCAAAGCCUUCACAGACAAUGCAGUCGCUUUUCACACAGGCUUCUGUCAGGUAGAGCGAGUAAUGAGAAAUCUGUUUGUCAGAAAACUGUAUUUAUGGCCAAGGUUUCAUGUGUCUGUGAAUUCCUUCUUGGAGAAGCACAAGCCUGAAGUAGUGGAGCUGCACAUCACAAUGACUCCCGCCAUGCUUGCCAUACAAGCCUCUAUAUUGGACAUAAUGAACGCUUGCUUGAGAGAGCUCAAACGCUACAAUCCUGCCCUUGAAGUUGAAGAUCUGUCCUUAGAGAAUGCCAUUGGCCGGGCCUUUGAUAAGACAAUUCGACAUUACUUGGAUCCACUCUGGCACCAGCUUGGAGCAAAGACCAAAUCGCUGGUUCAAGAUUUAAAAAUCCUCCGCACUCUUUUACAAUACCUGUCCCAAUAUGACUGUGUGACUUUCCUGAACUUGCUGGAGUCAAUGAGAGCAAGUGAAAAGGCAUUUGGACAAAACUCGGGUUGGCUGUUUCUUGACUCAAGCACAUCCAUGUUUGUUCAUGCACGAGCCAGGGUCUAUAACAUUCCCGACUCAAAAGCAAUCAAAAAAUCCAAGACUACAGAAUCCAAAGAUAAGCAAGAUGGAAAGAAAGAGCUGGUUCUAGAAAGCAACCCAAAAUGGGAAGCAUUGAGCGUUGUGCUGAAAGAGAUUGAAACUGAGAACAAGGACAGUGAGGCUCUGGAUGGUCCAGGCCGUGUGCUGAUUUGUGCCAGUGAUGAUCGGACCUGCGCACAGCUGAGAGAGUAUAUUGCAGUGGGGUCUGAGGCGCUGCUAAUGAGGCUGUACAACAAAACCUUUGGAAAGGAUGAAAAAGCAGCUGAAGCGUGGCUAAAAAACAGAAAAGCCGUCAGAAAUAAGGAAUCUGCCAAGAGUGGGAAAAGCUCUUGGGUGAAAAAGGUUAAAGAAGGGUCAAGCAAGCAGAAGAAGAACGUCAAGAAAACUGAACUGACUUUAACACAAAUGAUGGGAAAAUCAGAGGAAGACGAUGUUGUGAAAGAUCAGGAAGAGAACAAAGAUGAAAAUAUUAGCAUUGAGAGUAGCAUGGAGGAGCCAAAAUAUGAAGACCUCCAACUGAAUUUGCCUUCAGACUCUUAUUAUGGUAUCAUGAAAGAGCCCUUGACUGUUAUCCACCCAUUGCAAGGUUGCAGCGACCCCUACGGUCUAACCAGGGUACUGCAUGAAGUCGAUCCAAGAUAUGUAGUCUUGUAUGAUACAGAGCUUAGCUUUGUUCGGCAGCUUGAAAUAUACCGGGCCAGCAAGCAGAAAACUAUGAGGGUAUAUUUCCUUAUCUAUGGGGGCUCCACAGAAGAACAAAGAUAUCUCACUUCUCUCAGGAAGGAAAAAGAAGCGUUUGAGCAGCUGAUUAGAGAGAAGGCCAGCAUGGUUGUCCCUGAGGAACGAGAAGGGAGAGAUGACACAAACCUGGAUCUGCAGAGAGACGUAACUCCUACUUCCGCCUCCCCUGACACACGGAAAGCCGGAGGCCAGCAGCAGAAAAACGUGCAGCACAACAUCAUCGUCGACAUGCGUGAAUUUCGGAGUGAGCUGCCAUCUCUGAUCCACAGGCGCGGUAUUGACAUUGAACCUGUUACGCUAGAGGUGGGAGAUUAUAUCCUGACCCCGGAUAUAUGUGUGGAAAGGAAAAGCGUGAGUGACUUGAUUGGUUCACUCAACAAUGGACGUCUCUACACUCAGUGUGUAUCCAUGUGCCGCUACUACAAGCGGCCUAUUCUUCUAAUUGAGUUUGACCCCAAUAAGCCAUUUUCUCUCACUGCACGAAGUUUAAUCCACCAGGAGAUUUCUGUGAAUGACAUCACUUCAAAAAUCACCCUCCUUACACUUCACUUUCCAAGACUGCGCAUUCUCUGGUGCCCAUCACCUUAUGCCACCGCAGAGCUGUUUGAGGAGCUAAAGCAGAACAGGCCACAGCCUGAUGCUGCAACCGCCAUGGCUAUUACUGUCGACUCGGAAACCGUCCCAGAAUCCGAGAAAUAUAAUCCAGGCCCUCAGGACUUCCUUCUGAAAAUGCCAGGGGUCAAUGCCAAAAAUUGUAGAGCCAUAAUGAAUCAUAUAAAGAACAUUGCAGAGCUGACAACGCUAUCUCUAGAGAAACUGUCUGAGAUUCUUGGAAACUCCAAUGCUGCAAAACAACUUUAUGAUUUCAUUCACACCUCUUACACCGAGGCAGUCUCCCAGGGGAAAGCAAAACGUUGAUGUGUCACAUUUUAUUUAUUAAACAAAAUAUUUGUUUUGUCUAAAAAAAAAAAUGUAAAUGGGACAUUUUCUCAUUUUUUAUGAACUGCAAGCUACUAUGAAAUUUCUGUGUUCCGAGUAUGAUGGCUUAUGUUGUGUUUAGAACCUAAUGCAGAAUGGAAUGGUUAUUGGGAUGUUCUUUUUAAAUAAUCCAGUGGAAUUAGAGACAUGUCAUUAUAAUGGGGCAAAAAAAUCAGCCGCCUAAUAAAUAAUAUUAAUAAUAAAUAAAAAAAAUAAUGUAACUGUGUACUUCCACUUGAUGUGCACAGCAUUUUUAUAUCAUUGGGAAAACAUCACAAGAAUAAAGCCCAGCCAUUAGUUUCCAACAUCAAUUUUUAGAAGGGAGGAACAGUAUGUUUGUCAAGUUUAAUGAGCGCACUCAUACACUAAAUUUUCCUUGCUCAAUUGUGCCUUGUUUAGGGAAUCAUGGGGCAGAUGUAUUAACCUGGAGAAGGCAUAAGGA